AGAAGUUUGUUGUUUAUUUUCUCUACAACCGACCGACUGUUUGAAUUGGUGGAAAACUUAACUGAAAAAUGGAGGAGUUUCACGACCGGUUCUUGGAAUUCCACCCCAUCCAUGGUACCAACGUCAGACUGGACCAGUCGGAAACACAGGCCUGCCGGGUGGAGAGCUUUGCCAACGGGGUGUGUUUCAGCAAGCAGCCCCUGAAGCCUGGGGAGAUUUUUCUCAUAGAGAUCGAGGAGAAGGAGCUGGGCUGGUGCGGCCACCUCCGCGUGGGCCUGACAGCCAGGGAUCCCAUGAGCUUAGAGGUGGUACCUGAAUACUCCAUCCCGGACCUGAUGGACCUGGGAGACAGCUGGGUCUUUGCCAUCACCCGCAACCACAACAAGAUCGUGGAGGAGGAUCCUGGGGUCCAGGAGGCAGAUGGGGGAGGACUGGCAGGGGGUCGGAGGCUCGGAAGGGGGGAGGUUGAGGAUCCAGCUCCAGUUCAAGGAAUUGGAGGCAACAGCACGAAUACAAAAACUUUCUCUAUCGACUCUCACUUGCACAUUGAAAAUGUUUGGAUCCCAAGAGACAAGCUGGUCGGUCGGAGCCGGCCCGGACGCUUCAGCCACAUUUUGGAUGACUUGUACAAGACCAACGCGUUGCCUCCAACAGCCAGACGCAGCAGAAUAGGAGUGAUGUAUGUGCCUAGAGGGAGGGACCUGGCUGAUAUGCAUAUUGUCAUCAAUGGUGAGGACAUGGGAGCGUCUGCAAAGGGGAUCUCAACCGUCCAGCCCCUCUACGCAGUGGUGGACGUCUUUGCUGCCACCAAAUGUGUCCGGAUUGUCCAGGUGGAGUAUGGAUUCUCGUCCCUGCAGACGCUGUGCAGGAAGGCCGUCCAGAAGCACAUCAUCCACAGGACGGCCAUCGACUGGCUCGCGCUGCCAGAUGCGCUGAAGCACUACUGCAAGUAUGAAUGA
This is a messenger RNA of Pleuronectes platessa (European plaice), 959 nucleotides long. RefSeq names its product neuralized E3 ubiquitin protein ligase 2 (gene neurl2). Bases 69 to 959 code for a protein of 296 amino acids. Gene Ontology annotation, biological process: intracellular signal transduction. The transcript is spliced from 2 exons. Gene Ontology annotation, molecular function: ubiquitin protein ligase activity. The record is from RefSeq and is a predicted model, not a curated record. NCBI's taxonomy places the organism in Eukaryota, Metazoa, Chordata, Actinopteri, Pleuronectiformes, Pleuronectidae.